Salvelinus fontinalis (brook trout) is the source of this 2077-nucleotide messenger RNA. Its product is annotated as butyrophilin subfamily 2 member A1-like. The transcript is spliced from 16 exons. The record is from RefSeq and is a predicted model, not a curated record. Gene Ontology annotation, molecular function: protein binding. NCBI's taxonomy places the organism in Eukaryota, Metazoa, Chordata, Actinopteri, Salmoniformes, Salmonidae. Bases 261 to 1847 code for a protein of 528 amino acids.
UCUCUCGCUGUGUCACAUGGUCCCGACAUCAGCCAGGCUCGGAAACUACAACCAAAUUUCACCCCCACAGUUCACUCUCAUGUUAUCUGAUUCUGAGCUCACUAGGCAACAGUUGUGUGCAGCGAUGCAGUUGAACAGGUUCUUGUUCCAAGGAAUAGAAAGAACAAGAAGGUAGUUUGAUCACAUCACAAUAGUUUGAUCACAGAACACUAGUACAUUUAUCAGACUGCAGUGCCUCAAUAGGACCGAUUCAACCAGGAAUGAAGGUGGCUCAACUAGACUGUCUGAUUCUUCUACAUCUCCUACACACAGCAGGCUCUGAGAGGUUUGAGGUUCUUGGUCCAACUGAUCCCAUUGUUGCUGUAGCUGGUGAUGACAUCAUUCUGCCCUGUUACCUCAAACCCAACAUCAGUGCUGAGGACAUGACAGCGGACUGGCUGAACCUGGACUCCAAAGACGGUCGUGUCUAUCGUUACCAAAACAGAAAAAUCAUACGAGAGGAUCAGAUUCUCUUCUAUAGAGGAAGAACAUCACUGUUUGAAGAGGAACUGUGGAGGGGAAACACCUCUUUGAAACUGACCAGCGUACAAGGCACUGAUGAGGGACGUUACAAAUGCUUUAUUAAAGCAAAGAGCUGGUAUGAUGAUUUCACUAUUCAAGUCCUCGUUGAAGCUAUAGGAUCCAAGCCAGUGGUGUCCAUUGAAGGACACAGAGAGGGAGGGAUGGGUUUGCUGUGUGAAUCAGAAGGCUGGCACCCUCAGCCUGAGCUGGUGUGGCUGGACAGUAAAGGAGUCAAUCUCUCUGCUGGUCCUCCUGAGACACACAGAGACUUCAAGGGAUUCUACAGAGUCAAACAACAUGUCAUUGUCCAGGAGACUGACACCAACCGCUUUACCUGCAGAGUCCAACAGAGCCGGAUCAAUGAGAAGAUGGAGACAGAGAUUCACCUCCCUAGUGAGUUAUUUGAUUACGCAACCCCAUGGAGAAAGACCUUCAUUGUGUUAAGCUGUCUGGGAGCCGUCACUGUGAUUGGGUUAGCUCUGGCUAUCUACUGCAUACAUAAUAAGAAAGGUGUGAUAAUAGAUCAACUUAAACUGCAGCGGGAUGACCAAACAAAGGAGGGGGAUGUCAUCAAGAAGGAGAGAGAUGACCUCAAGAAGGAGAGAGUUGACCUCUGGGCCCAGAAUAAUGACCACACUGGGAAGCUAGUUAAGGUUGAAAAGGAUCUGACUAGUCAACUGGAAAUACUGGCUUCUCAGCUGGAUUUUGUGAACACAAACUGGAGUCCAGAUUUUGAAACCAUCAGAAGACAUGCAGUGAAUGUGACUCUAGACCCUGAUACUGCACAUCGUAAACUCAUUCUGUCUGAUGACAGGAAACAAGUGAGACAUGGAGAACUAAAUCCGGUUCUCUCUGACAACGGGAAGAGGUUUACAAAUUGGUCCUGUGUCCUCGGAAAUGUGGGCUUCUCAGGGAAGUUUUACUAUGAGGUGAAGGUGGAGGGGAAGACUGAGUGGACUUUGGGAGUGGUCAGAAAGUCCAUCGAUAUGAAUGAAAGUUUUAGACCGAUCCCUAAUAAAGGAUGCUGGACUUUAGAGCUGGAGGAUGGAAAGUACACAGCUCAUGCUGAUUCCCCUGUCACCCUCUUACUGAGAGAGGAGCCCCAGAAGGUGGGGGUGUUUGUGGAUUAUGAGAAGUGUCAGGUCUCCUUCUACAAUGUGGAGGACAGGUGUCAUAUCUACUCUUUCACUGGCUGCACCUUCACUAAGAAACUCUAUCCAUUCUUCAACCCUGGUGGUUCAGAUAGUGUUUCACUGGUCAUCUGUCCUGUAGAUGCCACUGACUGACUGUUUUAAAUCAAACAAGGUGCAAUUGUUAUUUGUGAAAUGCUUGUUAUUCUGUUAAUGUGCAGUAAAUAUACUGUAUAUAAUAAAAAAAGUAUAGAAAAACAAACCAAAACAGUUUAACAAGAAUAAUGCAAUAUUUGUUACAGGAGUUUACUUACUUGGACUUUUUAAUUAUAUACAGUACCAGUCAAAAGUUUGGACACACCUACUCAUUCAAGGGAUUUUCUUUA